GGGCACACACCAGACCACCUCCACUGUCAUUAAUCUCUCCACCCGGAACAAAUCCAAUAAAAGACCACCAAUGCAGCAGCGCAGCGUCACGUCGGGCCCCGCCCGUCAGCCGGGCAGUGGCUGGCCCCAGACGGAAGGGAUCUGAGGGCCGUCGACCUGUCAGCGUCUCCAUCGGAAGUGAAGUGGCCUUGCUGGAUGCUUGCUGGUUAUCAUUAGCCAUCGGAAAAAACAAGCCCUGCCCCGGAUCCUGCAUCUCCUCUUUUGGGGCUCGCUUAGUCUUUCCUCUUCUCUUCUUCUCCUCCUCCUCCUCCUCCUCCUCCUCCUCUUCUUCCUCCUCCUCUUCAUUUCUCUCACCAUCACAACAUGGCAUCAUGAUCACUGGCGCUACCGCCUCCCCCGGCAAUGGAGUCGUUGGGCCGUAUACCGGCCACAGCCUGGCUCUUCGCAUCGUCAUCGCUACCAUGGCCGCUCUGUCGUGGUACAAUGCUAUUGAGUUGGUCAUCCUCGUCUUUGUCACCUUUUCCCAGUACCGCGGACCCUACUUCUGGUCUCUGUUGAUUUCGUCUUUGGGAUUAAUCCCCUACUCCGUCGGCUUUUUGCUGAAAUACUUUGCCCUCACCUCGGCCACCGCGUUAUCCAUCACCCUCAUCACCAUUGGCUGGUAUGCCAUGGUGACCGGACAAUCGGUGGUGCUCUACUCGCGCCUGCACCUGGUCCUUCCCAACCCGCGUGUCCUCCGCCGCGUCCUGACCAUGAUCAUCGUCGACGCCGUGCUGCUGCACAUCCCCACCUCCGUCCUCACCUACGGGUCCAACCUGGCCCCCAACAACACCGUCUUCAUCUCCGGCUACAACAUCAUGGAAAAGAUUCAAAUGACCCUCUUCUGCCUGCAAGAAUUCAUCCUCUCCGUGCUCUACAUCUGGGAAACCAUCCGCAUGCUCCGUCUCGACCCCGACCGCGGCAAGCGCAAGAUCAUGUACCAGCUGGUGGCCAUCAACCUGAUCAUCAUCUCGCUGGAUCUAGCCCUCCUCGUCAUCGAAUACCGCGACCUCUACAUCAUGGAGACCAUGAUCAAGGGCGUCAUCUACAGCAUCAAGCUCAAGCUCGAAUUCGCCGUCCUGGGCAAACUGGUCCUCCUUGUCCGCGGUGGCACCCACCUCCCCAACGUCUGGAAGCCCGACACCCCCAUCUACUACCACCGACCUUCGCGUCGCGAAGACUUUCCAGAUUUCGUCGACGCCACACGCGUCACCUCCGACCUGACCCACGCGGUGGCCCCGCCGGCUGCGCGACGCCGUGAACAUCCCCGCAUGGAUUCAGAAGAUGUCUCGAUCGCCAUGUUCGAGCACUCGGUGGAGAGUCCCCGGGUCAGCAUGGUGCGCAGUGGCCGCGACCCGCCCACGGGCCACUCGGACAUUUCGCAGUCGUGGAGUGGCGAGACGCAGACGAAUAACUCGGCGGGGGAGCGGGAAUUGAGUCCGACGGAUUUUACGGAUUCGAUUCAGAAACAGAAGAGUAUGCCGAGUAGUUUAUGAUUGAUGAUUAUGAGGUCAUGCCGGUUGUAUAGUAUGGUGGUUGUUUGGUAGCGAAGAUACCCUUGUACCAUGGACGUACUGCAUCAUGUUUUAUGCUUUUUUUGACAUCAUUUAUUUACAAAUCCUCCUCGUACAUACAUAGUAGAAUAGUAGAA
Molecule: messenger RNA, 1690 nt
Organism: Aspergillus ibericus CBS 121593
Lineage: Eukaryota; Fungi; Ascomycota; Eurotiomycetes; Eurotiales; Aspergillaceae
Exons: 1
Coding region: 372-1535 (387 amino acids)
Source: RefSeq, a predicted model, not a curated record